GAGGGGCGGAAAAAGAAAGAAAGAGGGAGGGAAAGAGAGGACAAAAGCGGGUUCUAAGGACAUAAAGAAGAAAAAAAACAUUCUUUAUAACAAUCUCCAAAUAGUUUGGCAUAGGAAGGCCCAGGAUUUGUCAGCAAGGGAGAGUAGCUGAGCUGUAUCUGCAGGGUUCAAAGUCCCCCUGGGCGAUGGAUGCUACGCCACGACUCCGGGCGUAGGUCCCAGUGAGAUAAGAAGUGCGUGGUAAGAUGCAGGUUGCUGCGUGGCUGGUGUGGGCGUCCUGGCUGUACACUCUGGCAGAAGGCCUGCAUCCCUGUCAGCUCCAGUGCACCUGUCCCCCGGAGCCGGGGCAGGAGCCUGGCCAGGUGGAGAGCUCUGUCACCCUGCCCCGGGAGCGCAGGGAACAUGUCCGGCAUCGACCCGAGCGCAGGCAGCCUCCUCACAGGAACAGGGCCCACCGCAGGAAAGGGUCCCGUCUGAGGGCCGAGGAGGCCCCUCGUAUCGUGCACCACCCCUCCGACGUGGUGGUGCAGGCGGGCAGCCCCGCCACCCUGUCCUGCCGAGCCCAGGGAAGCCCCGAACCCUCCAUCCACUGGCUGCGCAACGGACAGCCCCUGGAGAUUGACAAGCUGGAGAGCCAAUCCCAGCCCAUCGUGCUGUCGGAGGGCAGCCUGUUCUUCCUGACCGUGGUCCCGGGAAGGCGGGGCCAGUCCCAGGAGGGCGUGUAUGCCUGCGUGGCGAGGAACAGCGCGGGCAGGGUGACCAGCCGUAACGCCUCGCUCUACAUCGCAGCUCUGCAGGAAGAUUUCCGGGUGCAACCAGCUGAUUUGGAGGUGGCGGUGGGGGAGGUGGCCAUCCUAGGGUGCAGCCCCCCGCUGGGGCACCCUGAACCCAACGUAACCUGGCGCAAGGACGGAGUCGCCAUCAACAGCUCCGACCAGCACUACACCGAGCUGAACGGGAAGCUGAUCGUCACCUCGGCCCAGAAGAGCGACUCUGGCGUGUUUGUGUGUGUGGCCUCCAACACGGUGGCGGUUCGUGAGAGCAGAGCAGCGCGGCUGUCUGUGCUUGCUCAGCCAGUGCUGGUCAUGGGGCCGGAGGAUGUGCUGGUCCGGGCCGGGGAGUCGGCUCACUUCUACUGUGAGGUGCGUGGAGACCCCACGCCUGCUGUGGAGUGGAGCAGAGAGCAGGGCCCGCUGCCCAAUGGCAGGUAUUUAGUGAACCCAGACCAGAGCCUGCAGAUCCACUACGUGACGUCCCAGGAUGCAGGCCGGUACACCUGCACGGCGGUCAACGAUGUGGGCGUGGUCACUGCCAGCGCACAGCUGCUGGUGGAGGACGCAGCCAGCAGCAGGCAGAGGGAGCUGCACAAAGAGCUGUCCAGCCUGCGCGUGGUGCUGGAGAACGUGACGGAGAAGACACCGGGUUCCAACACCACCCUGCUGCAGUGGAAGCUCCAGACCCUACUGUCCCAGCCACACUUCCUGGAGGGGUUCGAGGUGCUGUACCGCUGCCUGCUGCCCGCCAGCUCCGACUGGGCGGCCCUGAGGGUGGCACUGCCCUCCUACCACGCCCAGGUGGGGCCCCUGAAGAGGGGCUACCAGUACGAGUUCAAGGUGCGCCCGUACGGCAGCAGCCUGUACGGCCGGGAGAGCAACAGCCGGCACCUGAGGGUCCCAGAGACAGCCCCCAGCGCCCCCCCCCAGCGCGUCUCUCUCACCAUGACCCCCGACCGCAACGACACGGUCCACCUCAGCUGGGACCCUCCCCCUCACGACGCUCACAACGGCAUCAUCCAGGGAUACCAGGUGUGGUGCGUGCAGGCUGAGCAGGUGCUGAACUGGACGGUGGAUGGAGGGCAGCACAGCCUGGACCUGCCCGGGCUCCAGGGGGGGCUGCAGUACCUGGUCAGCCUGGCUGCCCUCAACGGGGCUGGGGUGGGACUGAGCACGGAGCCCUACAGGCUGAGCAUAGACUCCCAGCCCCCAGGCUCUGCGGGGGCCCCAGCAGGAGGAGGGGGGAAGGGGGUCCUGGCUGUGCUGGGGGACCCUGUGUUCAUCGGCAGCGCUGGCGCCCUCCUGUGGUGUGUUCUCAUGGUGACGGCCAUCUGCCUCUACCGUCGCCACCGCCGCCCAGAACGCCUGGCCCGCCGCCACGGCAACGCUGAAGGUCUGUUCAGACUGGCUAGUGAGGACCUCAUCAUCAAACACAGGAUGGCGGCGCCCGACUCUCCGUGGAUCUCCGCGGCCUGGCGCCAGGCCCAGCGGGAUGAGCGGGCCCCGGGCUCCUGGCCCCAGAGCCAGGAGCCCCCGGGCUUCAGGAAGACCACGUUGCCCACGGUGACCAGGAAGGCCCCCGGUGGCCAGGGCGGGGCAGUCCCCAUCGUGCCUGACAGCUGUGGCGUGUACGGCACCUUCUACGUGGACCUGAUGGGCGGCGGCCUGAAGACCUUCCACAGCCCCGCCCGCUGUCCCAGGAUGCCGCACUGCAGCCUGCAGCAGGCGGGCGAGACGCUGAGGAUCUCCCAGGCGGUCGCUAAGACAACCCUGCGGGAGGAGGGGCAGGCGUUGCCCUGGAAACAGGCCCUGCCAUCCCAGCCCAGGAUGGGUGUUCACAAGGACUCAUGGGAGAAGAACAACAAGCGAGAGCUGCAUGCGGUGAAGAGCGCCCCUAUGGCGCCCUCUAGGGGCCUGGCAGUCAGGAACGUGUCUCAGGCCUACAAACACAGACUGGGCCACAAGCAGUCAGGUGUGUGUGAGGGGGACCCCAGCCUGUCUCCUCGUCUCCUCCACUACUCCGCCUCCCUGCAGCUGGUGGACCUGCUGCCCAGACCCCCCCCGCUGCCCGUAGACGACACCACCGACACACACAGCCUCAGCUCUGAGGAGGGGUCCAGCCGCUCCACCAGGCUGACAGUAGACCUGCUCUCCCUGCAGUCCACCUGUGCUGCCUCGGGUCAGGCCCCCUCGCCCUCCCCCUCCACCGGCUGCCCCUCCUACAGCAUGCUGUCCUCACACUGCCCCUCCUCCUCAUACUGCCCCUCCCCGGAGCAGCAGGAAGUCCUGGAGAGCUCACAGGAAGUGACCCGGUACCUGGAGCUGAGGCCCAGGGUGGAGAGCGAGUCGUCAGACCCCCCCUCCUCUCGGCCCUUCUCCCCCACCCCCACACUGGGCUACAUCUACGGGCCCCUCCCCUCCGACCACCUGGGCGUCGCCCCCGACGACCCCGAGGCCCGGCCAAUGGGCUUGCGGCGUGCCCGUCUCCGGAGCACGCCCUCGUCGUGCGGCAGCGAAUGGGAGGGCUCGCUGUGGAACGGCUGGGGGUCCGUCUCCGAGGGCAACGGGGCGAGCGCCCGGGCCAGCCUCAUCAGUUCCUCUGACGGCUCCGUCCUGAACGACGCCAGCUUCGCCCGCAUCCUGGCCGCCGCCGUGUCGGAGAGCACCGCCUCCUUCUCUGACUUCUCCCCUCCCGCCUCCCCCCUCAGCGCCCUGUUCCCCCCAGCACGAGGCGAGGCAGCGCGAGGCGAGGCAGCGCGAGGCGAGGCAGCGCGAGGCGAGGCAGCGCGAGGCGAGGCAGCGCGAGGCGAGGUGGGGGAGUGUUUCGGGGAGCUGGACCCCAUGCCUGUGUGGGACUGGAGCACAGCAUGGGUGGAGGAUAUGGAGGCCCAGUACCGCGCCCUGUACCCCCCCACCUCCCCCUCCACACCCACCUCCACCUGCGACACCUGGGGCCGCCUCCGGAGCCAGCGGCAGGGGGGCGGGGGAAGGGGGGCGAGGGGGAGGGGGGGCGAGGGGGCCGGGGGGGUGAAACCACAGAGAUGAAGCGUUGAUUGACCGAGGCCUGAUUCCAGUUCAGUUCAGCGUCCGGGAGGGAUGGAUGUUAAACUCACAACCGGAAGAAGUCCUAGGGACUGUCAAGUCAGGAAUGGAGCUAGUUGGUUUAUAGUUCUCAUCGCUGCUUCCUGCUUCCUGGUGGCCAAACCCAAUGUGGCUGACCUGGACUCAGUUUCCCAGAAUACCUCAGGACGUCCCGUCUACUUCCUGUCUCCAUGUCUAACUUGUACAGCUUUUUUACUUUAGUUAAAGAAAGGAUUAUUUUAUUUUUAGUUGACCAUAAAUAAAUAUGAAUAAAAUCUUGUCUUAUAACUUCCUUUUCAAACAUUUAGGAAGAGCUAAUGAUCUGCAUUGUCAACACAGGUGCUUUCAUGAUUGGAUUGGUCCUAUUAUACCGCCAGAGCAAAUCUAUACAGACCUUUACUGAUUAAUUGCAAUAGUUUGUACAUAUUUGACCAAUUUAUUUAAUGAACCACAAACACUGUGACUUUUCAACCCAUCUUUUUAUAAUUUUUCUUUCUGAAACAACUUUUUAAUCUAGAAAUCUUAAGUAGAUCAUUUGUAUUUUUUGGGAUGUUACUUGCCUUUACAUGUCGGCUCCAUUCUCAGUUUAUACGUAAACUAGCCCACAUAGAGGAGUGGUUGGACAUCUAAAAGAUUUUCCCUACUGAUUUGAAACUAAAUUAAACUAGCUCUGCAUUUUACAUUAGUUUCUCAUUGAUUUGUAUCCUCUCUGUUGUAAAAUUCUGCUAUAAUUAGAUGUUUACCUUUUAUAAAGACUAUGUAAGAAUAGGUUCAGUGGUACUGAACUAAUUAUUGUCUCAACGGACACUACCUGACUAAAUGUUUAUAUUCGAUGCUUAACUAACCCAGUGUCUUGUCUUGAUGCCUUAAUAAUAAAUCAAACAAGUCAGAUAUGUUGCA
Osmerus eperlanus (European smelt) is the source of this 4754-nucleotide messenger RNA. It is a transcript of the gene robo4, whose product is annotated as roundabout, axon guidance receptor, homolog 4 (Drosophila). The coding region runs from base 246 to 3818 and encodes 1190 amino acids. The transcript has 19 exons. The record is from RefSeq and is a predicted model, not a curated record. NCBI's taxonomy places the organism in Eukaryota, Metazoa, Chordata, Actinopteri, Osmeriformes, Osmeridae. Gene Ontology annotation, molecular function: protein binding. Gene Ontology annotation, biological process: cell-cell adhesion.